Messenger RNA from Periophthalmus magnuspinnatus, 2134 nucleotides. Its product is annotated as Y+L amino acid transporter 2. Gene Ontology annotation, biological process: amino acid transmembrane transport. The record is from RefSeq and is a predicted model, not a curated record. Bases 162 to 1685 code for a protein of 507 amino acids. NCBI's taxonomy places the organism in Eukaryota, Metazoa, Chordata, Actinopteri, Gobiiformes, Gobiidae. Gene Ontology annotation, molecular function: L-amino acid transmembrane transporter activity. The transcript is spliced from 10 exons. Gene Ontology annotation, cellular component: membrane.
CUGACUGGGAAAAACACUGAUCGUGGUCAUACUUGGAUACAGUUCCCAUUGCAACAUCUCCAGACCUGUUGCUGCUUCUCUGAUGUGACCUCUCUCUAAACCUGGUCCACAAGAAACACUGGAGGCUCUCUUGGAUCUGCUUCUCAAAUAGCCCUUUGGAGAUGGCUGAUUUGAGGCAUAUGAUGGGAGUUGUGUCUAAAACUAUUUGUCCUCGGUCUCGGACUCCAUCAGACGAGGACCUAAAGAACCCCAAACAGGAGAAAAUGCAGCUGAAGAGGGAGAUCUCGCUCAUCAAUGGGAUCUGUCUUAUUGUUGGCAACAUGAUUGGCUCUGGGAUUUUUGUCUCUCCAAAGGGAGUCCUGCUAUAUAGCGGCUCCUAUGGGCUGUCUUUGCUCAUAUGGGCGUUGGGGGGGGUGUUUUCUGUGUUUGGGGCACUAUGUUACGCAGAGCUCGGCACUACUAUCACUAAAUCUGGAGCCUCGUAUGCCUAUAUUCUUGAAUCUUUUGGUGGGUUUCUGGCCUUCAUUCGCCUCUGGACGUCUAUUCUCCUGGUAGAGCCGGCCAGCCAAGCCAUCAUCUCCAUCACCUUUGCAAACUACCUGGUGGAGGCCUUCUACCCCACCUGCCAGCCCCCGUACGAUGGCGUGCGUCUAAUCGCUGCUGCCUGCCUCUGCAUGCUUAUUUUCAUUAACUGUGCCUAUGUCAAGUGGGGUACCCUUGUUCAGGAUGUCUUCACUUACACCAAACUGCUGGCCCUACUUCUCAUCAUUGUGGUUGGACUCUUGUCAAUAUUCACAGGUGAAACAAAGAGCUUCGACAGUCCUUUUGAAGACUCAAAUACAGACCCGGGAGCUUUAGCGCUGGCCUUAUACUCAGCUCUAUUCUCCUUCUCCGGAUGGGACACGCUCAACUUUGUCACUGAGGAGAUACAAAACCCAGAGAGAAAUCUUCCCCUGGCCAUUGCCAUUUCCAUGCCGAUAGUGACGGUUAUUUACCUGUUGACCAAUGUGGCGUACUACGUGGUGUUGGACAUGCCCUCUCUGCUCGCCAGUGACGCUGUGGCUGUGACAUUUGGGAAUGCUGUCCUGGGCCCCUUUAAGUGGAUCAUUCCAAUUUCUGUGGCCAUGUCCUGUUACGGAGGACUCAAUGCAUCUAUUAUUGCAGCAUCACGGUUGUUUUUCGUUGGAGCCAGAGAGGGCCACCUGCCAGACAGUCUGAGCCUGAUUCAUGCAGAGCGCUUUACUCCCAUUCCUGCACUGCUCUUCAAUGGCGUAAUGGGCUUGAUCUUUCUUUGUGUGGAGGACGUGUUCCAGCUGAUAAACUAUUUCAGCUUCAGUUACUGGCUCUACGUGGGCCUGUCAGUGGCAGGUCUCAUCUAUCUUCGCUACACACAGCCUGACAGACACCGGCCCGUCAAGCUGUCUCUCUUCUUCCCGUACGUCUACUGCCUCUGCAGCCUGUUCCUAGUCAUUGUCCCACUCUAUUGGGACACGGUCAAUUCCCUCAUUGGGAUUGGCAUUGCUCUGUCUGGAAUUCCUGUGUAUUAUGUGGCCAUUUACCUCCCUGAAGAAAGAAGGCCAAGGUUUAUUCGCAAACUAAAUGCCCGGGCCACUAAAUACACCCAGUUGCUGCUGUUCUGCUGCCUGACUGAGUUUGACUGUGAAGCAGAAGCUAAAACAAACUGAGAAGUGACGUUUUCGUUUUAAAAAGGAACAGAGUCUAUGAUGUUUUCCACCAGAGACCAAUGUCACAAUGACACCCUUAACAGCGCCUCUAAGGGAACUACCAGGUUUUAAAAAAAGGACCUGUCAUCUCAAGUAACUCUUCAGGAAAUGACUUGCACUUUUCUAGGAAUAUUUUUUUAAAUGACUUAACUGGGUGAUUAUUUUGACCACCUAAUGUAUGUCAGAAGGUAGAGUUUAAAAUUGCGAAGAGUGUGGUUGGUGUGUAGUUGUCACACUGAUGCAAUACUGUAAUUUUGUUACUUUUCAUAGAGUUAUACAACUGGGAAGUAACUUUUACUUGAGGGAUUUUCUUUUGUACUUUGUAUGAACCAAAACUUUUGAGUAAUUUUUAGGUAAACACUGAAAACAUACUGAAAAUUAUAGUAGCACCAGUAGUAGCAUGGCAGUAC